Brassica napus (rape) is the source of this 3670-nucleotide messenger RNA. RefSeq names its product F-box protein At3g28330-like. The record is from RefSeq and is a predicted model, not a curated record. Gene Ontology annotation, molecular function: protein binding. Bases 82 to 1362 code for a protein of 426 amino acids. The transcript has a single exon. Lineage: Eukaryota; Viridiplantae; Streptophyta; Magnoliopsida; Brassicales; Brassicaceae.
UGACAUGUGACUAUAAAAAGAAGUUGUAAUGUUUCACAAAUAAUAUAUAGGGGAUUUUGGUGAUUAGAAGCUACACUUUAGAUGGAUUGGAGCAGCUCUUAUAAAAGAGCAAACCCAUGUCCGAGAAAAAUAAGUAAAACCCUAAUAGCAUUGAAACAGAGAAAGAGGAAAAUGGUUUUCUUGCCAGAUGAUCUCUGUGCAGCAAUAUUAUCGAGACUACCGAUAAAAGUCUUCACAAGUUUUAAACUGGUUUGCAAGCAAUGGAACUCAGUCGUUGAGUCUCAGAUUUUCCGCGAUCUUUUCAUAUCUCAACACCAAAACACUCAAUCUUCAUCAUGGUCGCUCAUUAAAGGUGCAUCUAAUAGGACAGAGUUCUUGGCUCACUACAGAUGCAAAACUUGGGGACUUCAACGGUCUCUAGAGUCUUACAUCUCCUCUUUCAUUAGCUACAAGUUCGAGAACCAGAGAGGAAAGUACCGACGAGGCAGCGUCGUGGCUUACAGCGAUGCAGGGUUUGUUUUGAUCGACGUAUCGUCUUACAGAUAUUCUGGGUCGACUUUCGAGAAACGAUCCUUGUGCGUGGCUAAUCCAGUUUCACAGGAAUGCAUUGAAAUCGAUGUUCCUAAAGCGUUUGAAAAUAGUGGAAUUUUCUGGCCUUUUGGAAUCGCCACACGAACUGAUAACGGCGACGUUAUAAGUUAUAAAAUUGUUGCAUAUUCAUCUAAUAGCGAUGUUGGGUACUUAGUAUAUUCAUCUGAGACAGGUUUGUGGAGUCCUCUCCCUUAUAAUUUUGAGAGCUGUGAGUGUAACUAUACAAUUAGCUUGAACGGGAAUCUUCACUGGCUAUCCCGCAAUAAUGAUGAACUUGUAUCCAUGGAUUUCAACGCCACUACCAUGGAGGCUGGUCCGUUCCGUUACACGGCUUUCCCUGAUUUAGAAAAACGUGUCAAAUUCAAAAGAGCUUGCACAACUUAUCAAGGAAGUCUCAUGUAUAUGAACAUAGUCUCCCAAGACAAUGAUGAUGGAAGUGUAGACCAUAAGUUAUGUGUAUGGCGGCUCGAGAGCUGGGAGUGGCAACUAAUAUCUGAAAUCUCUACGGAUUUGACUGAGACCUACUUCGAUUAUUUUCCGUUGAGAGUUGACUCUCUUGAUGCUACAACAGCCUACUUUCUUAGCCAGAAGCACCAACGUUUUAUAGCUUUUAACUUACGCAAUGGUGCGUGUUUGCUCAGUGCGUGUUUGCUCCACAGCGGUGGGCGCAUUCUGAGAUUUCUUCACUACCCGGAAGGAUCUUAUUUUACUCAUUCGUUCUCCCACAAUGGCUGUAUCGGUUACCCAGGCAGCACGGUGAGAAGAGUGUAGACAUUAUUUAAGAGCCUGAAUAAUUGUUUCCUAAGGUUUUUUUAUUAUUAUUACUGUUAGUUCUUUAUAUGAGAAGUUGUAAGAUGGUGCUUUUUUUAGUGUUUGGUUUGAAUGCAAAAAUAUUGGAAGAAAAUGGGUGGAGCAUAUAUAUAUUGUAGGUCUGAUUUCUUGAUUCGUUGAAGAUAAAACAUAUGAACCUUACACUUUUAUCCUUAGUUCGUAUAAAGAUAACAGAAUAUAAUUGAGACAGAGCACAUGCAAGGUAAGAUCAAAGUUGGCUUGCAGACGAGUGGAGGGAGCUAUACAAAGAUUUUUAGGAAAAACAAAAAAAACAGACCAAGUAAACAUCUAUUAGUCAACAAAGCAUUUUCAUUCCACUUCGCUCAACUCAUUAAUCCAAAUUUUCAAUUCCAACAAUUCACCUUGCAAUAAACUGCUAGGGAUCAACAUGACGUUCUCUUUUGGGAUUUGAUAGCUCAUAUGAAGAAUCCUUUUCACCUCUGGCUCUGGUGAUUUGUAAAUCACUUGAAUAGUUCUGCAUCUUGCGUCUGUCAUGCAGUUAAAAACUAAGUAAAUCGAUGUCAAGAACUGAUAGGAUGACGUGGAAGGGCUAGAGCUAAGGGAAGACUCUAGAUGGGCGAGAGGCUUUGCCGUUAGAUCUCUGAAACAGGAAGAAGACGGGAGUAUGUAUAAAAGGGGAGCUUGAGAGAUGUUUAGGAUCAUGCUUGAAGUUGUAAUUGGUUAGACGUAUGAGUCUAGACCCGAUCGAUAUGAGAUCGGUGAUUCAAGAUGCGCUCGCUAUGAGAGUGUAGAUUGAGUCAAGCCUCACCUCUCCGGUGUGCAGUGCUUCUCACCAUCACUGGGAAAAGACUCACCUAUGCGUUCUUGUUUUUCUUCACCUUCUUUUUCUGGGAGAUUAUCUGGUAUCUGUUAUAGAUCAGACAAGCAUAUUAGUUCCAUGUUGUGCGGCUGUUUCUUACGGCGUUGUAUGUUAUUUCGGUCAAUAUUGGUCUUUUCUUUUCUUAGGUUUUGGCUGAGGUUAGAAACUACAUCUCGUUGGAUUGACUUAGAGUUUAGUUGUCAUUGAUGUUGUUUUCCUCGUCGCUGGUUUGCCGUCAAUAGUAUCUGCUCGUCUUGGUUUUCAAGAUCUCGUUUUUGGUGAUUUGACUUCUAUGCUCAUUUUCAUAGCGUUCGAGGAUUGCUCCACGGUGUGGUUUGUUGAUUUCAUUUUGUCUCUUUUUAUCUCUUUGUUCUCUCAUCUCGUUGCACCUUUCAUCGCUGAUCACGUCUCAUGUGGCUCUCCCUUUUCCCAUAUUUGCUACUCCAGGUUUUGAUAGUGUUUUUCUCUGUGUAUGCUUUGUGCGCCUGGAAGUUUGUUUAUGGUCUCAAGCUUAAGUUUUGGUUUCUCGGUGGUUGGUUUUCAUUCUCCUCCACUCAGGUUGUUUAUCUUCUUCUCAUGCAUUCUUUGGUGUAGGUGUGCAGAGUUAGUCUUUUGGAGCUUUGGUUUCUUCUAUUCAGAGUUUUGUGGCUCUUCGCUUGCAUGAGUGCUUGUAUGUGCUUGAUUAGUUUGUUUGGUGUUUUUUAUCUCUUAGCUGGUGGUUGUGCUUCUGGUGCUUUAGACAUGCAUCUUUUUGUUUCGUGGUGACUUUGUUCUUCCGAUGAUUAUUCUUUCUCUGAUCCGUUUUUUUGGUUUUUGCGCUGGUGCUUGAUCGCAAUCCUUUGUGUUCCGGAGAUUUUUUUUUUGUCUCAUAUUUUAUCUUUUUAUUUUUUCUCACAUCUGCUAGUUUUAGCCAAGACAUUCUAUGGUAAGAUGAGAUAGAUUAGUCUUCUUUGUUGAUCUUUUUUCAGCUUCAAACCUUUAUUGAGUUAGUGUUACUAUGUUAUUUUGUUUUCUCUCUCUCGUUGGGGAAGUUUUAUAUUUAGAUUACGUAUUACAGUCUAAUUUUUCUUAUAAGUUUGGUCAUUUUAUAUUUUUAAUAGUUAAAUAAAUAUAUAAUUUGUAAAUUAAAUAAUAAAAAAUGGUAAAAAAACAAAAAAAAACAUUUAUGCUAUUUUAGUUGUGAAUAAAUUAAAUAUGUAAAUAUAUUUCUAUUAUUUUAUUUAUUUCUUUAUUCAUUUUGAUUUUUAGUGAACAAUAAAAUAGAUUAUCAAACUUCAUACGAUAAUAGUUAGUGCAAAAAGGAUUAGAUAGUUCACGAUUAGAAAGUACUUGGCCAAAUUACAAUAAUCUAAAAGAAGAAGGAUCUAAAUGUAAAAAAAAAUACAUGGAUGACACAAAAGCCUCAUGCCACUUGUCAGAAGAAGAGAA